AUGGGAGAGACGUGGCACUGCCUGGUGGUGGUGGUGGUGAGUGAUGACCCAGCUUUCCUCGCCGCCUUCGCUCACCUGUCACUCAGACGUCAGGCCCUCAGAUGGUCCACGAGGAUCCUUGUCCUCACUCGCCUCCCUCUCAACCACCUUGGCGGCCUGCACGGCCUUCUCUCCAACAGGAACGCCAUGCUGCUGCACGUACAGAAGGGCAAGGAGGAUGUCAGUAAAGUGAACGUGCUGGUGUGGCAGCCGUACAGCGCCCCCGCCAGCAGGCCCCUGAGGGUGGCCACUUGGACGCCUCACGGGAGGCUGACUCUCGCCUCCCACGUGUCGCUCUUCCCCGAUAAGUUCUCUGUGUUCACGACUCCGCCGACACUCACCGUGGCGGUGGAGUUCCUGCCCUACCACACACUGACGUGGGUGGACGACCCGCAAGAGCCUGGCGGACGCCGCCUGCUCCUCACGGGGUUCUUGAACAAUUUUGUAACGUACUUCGCCAAGGCGAUGAACUUCAAGUACGUGUUGUCUCCUGAGAGAACCUUCGGCACCAAGCUGCCCAAUGGCUCCUGGACCGGCAUGAUGGGCAUGGUAGUGCGGGAGGUGAGCCGAUGGUCGUUGUUUGCAGCAUACCAAGAGCUCUCGAUCUGUCUCAACAGGAAGUAUUUAUUGGCUCUUGUUAAUGCACAAACGAUUAGCACGACAGAACAUAAACAUACUUUGAUUGUACACAGCACUCCAUCAUUGUUCACCUGUGUGUUUACUUUGCAGGAGGCAGACUUCUCACCGGCACCAUUCGCACUAAAUCCUGCACGGAACGAGGCGGUGGACCCCUCAGCAGUGUAUGGCAUUGUAGAAGUGAGGAUACUGAGCGGCCUGACGGGACUCAAGAUUGACCCGUGGGGCUUCCUGCUGCCCCUCACGCCCCUGGUGUGGGCAGUCACCCUUGCGGCGCUGCUGGGGGUGCUCUUCGUCCUGCAUUUGUUUCCAACCUGCCUGCCCUGCAGGUCGCUCCUCCGAGGCGGCUGGUCCGCCAACACCUUUAGCCCUGUGCGCGUCCUCCUUCAGCAAGGUGAGGCCUCGGGGACCGUGCUGGACCCUUCCUGUUGGGUGCUGCCUUGUGUCUUGAUGGUUUCCGUGCUCUCAGGGAGCAGCAGUCGUGCCAUAAUGAAGACUAACUCUGCCUCACUCACUCCCAACGCAGACGUGGUGUGGCCCGCGGAGUGGUGGUGGUGGGAGCGUCUGGUGCUGGGGCUGUGGAUGCUGAUGACGCUGGUGCUGACGAAGAGUUAUGCAGGGAACCUCGUAUCCCUUUUGGCAGUGAGAUACGUUCCUCAGCCCUUCCAGACUCUGCAGGACAUUGUUGACAACGACCGCGUGGCCGUAAUAGCUCAGAAACAUUCGACUUUCGAGCAGUCACUCAGGGAGGUCAAAUUUGGAGUGUUCCGCGAGGUUGCUAAGCUAGAGGACAAAGGUCGCCUCAGCUUUCUCACACAGUCCCAGCUGCUGGAGAGCCUGGACUCCCUGGUGAGGGCCGGCCACCACGUCCUCGUGGACCUCGACGUCAACCACAGGCGACGCUUGUCUCUGGACUUCUCUCGGAACGGUACUACUCUGUGAUACGUAUUUGGGGCACACGUGGGUGACAUGUUGUAGAU
Scylla paramamosain (green mud crab) is the source of this 1655-nucleotide messenger RNA. RefSeq lists its product as uncharacterized. Lineage: Eukaryota; Metazoa; Arthropoda; Malacostraca; Decapoda; Portunidae. Gene Ontology annotation, molecular function: ligand-gated monoatomic ion channel activity; signaling receptor activity. Gene Ontology annotation, cellular component: plasma membrane. The record is from RefSeq and is a predicted model, not a curated record. The transcript has 6 exons. The coding region runs from base 1 to 1617 and encodes 538 amino acids.